Thamnophis sirtalis is the source of this 1066-nucleotide messenger RNA. RefSeq names its product succinate dehydrogenase complex assembly factor 1 (gene SDHAF1). Lineage: Eukaryota; Metazoa; Chordata; Lepidosauria; Squamata; Natricidae. The record is from RefSeq and is a predicted model, not a curated record. Gene Ontology annotation, biological process: mitochondrial respiratory chain complex II assembly. Gene Ontology annotation, cellular component: mitochondrion.
GAUUCUGUGUCCCGACCGCGCAGGAGGCAGCUCCUUCUGGGGCAGCCGCUGGAAGGGCCAGGCUCCCGGAGGCGGCGGAGCCCUUCUGCUCCGGCUUGAUGGCCAGGCACAGCCGGCUGCAACGCGAGGUGCUCGGCCUCUACCGGCAGUUCUUGCGCGCCUGCCGAGGCAAGCCGGGCUUCCUGCCGCGGGUGCAGAGCGAAUUCCGCCGGGCUGCCCGCAUCCCCCGCACCGACGUGCUCCUGAUCGAGUAUCUGCUGCGCCGCGGGCAGAGGCAGCUGGCGCAGCUCCGGGAAGGCCACGCCACCAGGAUGGGCUUCUUCGCCCCGGGGAGGCCAAAGCAGGAGGAGAAGGAGGAGAAAGAGAACGCGCAAUCCUGAACGGAGGUUCGCUUUUGGUUGCCGCGCAGCGAUGCCCGCCGGCUGCAGAAAACCCGGAGGGGCGGACUUAGGAGGCUGGCAGAGGGCGGGGAAGGGUCCCUCUGCAGAAACGUCCGCGAAGAAGGAUCCUAUUUGUGGGCAUUUGAACCUGGCAUUCUCCGCUGAAGGUUUUCGGGAGAAGAUUGCGCAGCUUGGCGUUGCGCCCUAUCCCUCUUUCGUGGGAGGGGGACAGCCUCUGCAUGAGACCCCCCGGCAGGCUUCCUCUUGGCAUUCUAGCUCUGAUGUUGUACUAGGAGCCCCCCACCACCCCUCCUGCAGGAAUCCCUUGCAGACUGGUGUAAACCUCCUACACGGAAAACAGGGGUGUGCACAAUGGUCGUGGAAACGGCCCUGGGUAGGUUUGGGGUCUACCUUCCUCCACCUGGAAUUUUGGAGACAGCAGAAAAUAAGUUUUGAGCAUAAGAGGCUUUCCCCCCCACACACACACCUUAAAACACUACAGGAGAAGUACUGUGGUUAAACCUUUGCAACCAGCAAGUGACAAUACAGACUAAUGACUGUUAUAUGGAUUUUGUUUUUGUUCGAUAUUGAACACUCCUGUGUUAAUGGCAUUAAUGGCAUUCUAUUGUUAUUGUUUCAGCCUGGGAAUUGAGGCUUUUGAACAAAAAGCGAAACUUAACUGCUAA